AUGACUACAGAUAGAGCGCAGACAACAGCCGAAAGAAACAUGACGGUAGAAAAGGACAGAAACGGCAGUUCUGGGCCAUUGGAAACGGAUUUGGGCCAGGAGCAGAGAGGACGCCAACGACCACCCAACCGGGAUGGAACACAUAGCUUUAUCAAGGAUUUGAGUGGAUUGACGCGCAGUUUGGUACACGGAGACGAGAAGUGCAGGGACACGGUUUCGGGAUCGUUUUUGAACUUGUUGACGUUCUACUUGAGUCACACGGUGUUGCUUGUGAUCUUCUUCUGUAUCUCGAUAUACAAGAACAUCGAAUACAUAUACCGAAGGAUCUACUUGAAGUUUUUAACGCUUGCCUACUAUCCUAAUAAGACGCCGCAGUUGAUUCGGGACGAUGUGAACAAGUUAACCAAGUUGCCUAAACGGGUGUCGUGUAUUUUAGACUUGAAGGACGAUGAUGAUGAAAAUGGAGGGGUCGAAGGGCUCAUCAACGACAUCAGCGAACUCACAGCCUGGUCCAUCCUGGCGGGUAUUCCCGUGUUGUCUAUCUAUGAGUAUACGGGGAUAGUGCAGCAUCACUUGCCCGAAUUGUGUCGGUAUAUUGUCAAGAACUUGUCGGUGUACUUUGGGACCGAGUCUAUUCCGGUAUUUUCUAUUAGAAUCCCCCAUUCGAAUACCGUCAUAUACAGUAACAAUCUUCAACAGUCUCCUACGUUUGAAGUGCCUGCAUCGAUCGAUUUGGAGAUCUCGUUGUUGUCAAAGAUCGACGGAAAGCCUACAAUCAUCGAGUUGACCAAGAGUAUGUGCGAAUUGGCUGUCAACAAGGAAUUAUCCAUUAAAGACAUCACCAUUGACUUGAUCGACGAAGAAUUGAUCGAAUUGGUGGGAGUCGAACCAGACUUGUUGAUCUGCUUCGGCCCAUCAUUGGACUUGCAAGACUACCCUCCAUGGCACAUCCGAUUAUCGGAAAUCUUCUGGGAAAUCGAUAACCAAGAUGUCAACUACUCAAUCUUUAUUCGGGCAUUGCAAAAGUAUUCGAACUGCAAAGUCAAUGUCGGAAAAUAA
Debaryomyces hansenii CBS767 is the source of this 1059-nucleotide messenger RNA. Its product is annotated as ditrans,polycis-polyprenyl diphosphate synthase. Bases 1 to 1059 code for a protein of 352 amino acids. The transcript has a single exon. Gene Ontology annotation, cellular component: endoplasmic reticulum membrane; dehydrodolichyl diphosphate synthase complex. Lineage: Eukaryota; Fungi; Ascomycota; Pichiomycetes; Serinales; Debaryomycetaceae. Gene Ontology annotation, molecular function: ditrans,polycis-polyprenyl diphosphate synthase [(2E,6E)-farnesyl diphosphate specific] activity. The record is from RefSeq and is a predicted model, not a curated record.